Dendrobium catenatum is the source of this 1273-nucleotide messenger RNA. RefSeq lists its product as uncharacterized. The record is from RefSeq and is a predicted model, not a curated record. The coding region runs from base 115 to 1071 and encodes 318 amino acids. The transcript is spliced from 2 exons. Lineage: Eukaryota; Viridiplantae; Streptophyta; Magnoliopsida; Asparagales; Orchidaceae.
UAAGGUCCAAGCCAUCCACUCCAAUCACCCAGCUCUUUAUCCCCCAAGAUUCCCCUUUUCUUGAGUUCUUCCUCGUACUAUCUCUUCAAUCUUCUCCAUCUCAUCGAACCACAAAUGCAAUUCAUCAUUGCAGCCGCUCUUCUCGUCUUAUUACCCCCCGCCACCGCCGGAUACCCCUCUCCAUCAUCCACCGUACCUGCCUUUCCUCUCGCUGGCGGCAACCGCUCCGCCGCCGCUUCCGCCUGCCAGCUCGACCUAUCUUCUGAGAUGUUUGGCGGCGUCGAAGAAGCCUGCGGCCGCGGUCCAAACCUCGACCGCAGCCGCUGCUGCCCUGUUCUUGCAGCCUGGCUAUUUGCUGCCCACGCCCGCUCCGCCCUCCAAUUCCGACAGUCUUCGCCUCCGCCGGAGAUGGCCGGAGACUCCCUCCCGAUGAUGCCAGAGACUGAGUCACAACAAUGCGCUGAAGCGCUGCAGAACUCCCUCGCCGCGCGUGAUAUUAGCUUCCCUCGCCCUAACGCAUCUUGUGAUGCUGUGCUCUGUUUCUGCGGUAUACGGUUACAUGAAAUGGGGUCGCUUUUUUGCCCGGCAGCCUUCAAUAUUUCCGGCGGCGGAGACGGUGAUGGCGGUAGAGUCAGGCCCACCGCUGGAGUUCGCGCUCUGGAACGCGAUUGCCGUAAUGCAUCGUACUCUGGAUGUACACGAUGCCUUGGUUCUCUAGAGAAGCUGAAGAGUGGGAACGGCGGAAGCGGCGGCGACGGGAAGAGGGAGGAGAAGAUGAUGGACAGAGACUGCCGGCUGAUGGGGCUAACUUGGCUACUGGCGAGGAAUAAGUCGACCUACAUCCCAACGGUAUCUGCCGUUUUGAGGGCGAUUUUGUACAGCCCUCACCCGCCGACGCCGCCGUACCGAUGCAGUCCAGAUCAGGAGAACAUGCCGCUCGCCGCCGACUCUGUCCAGUUUGAUCGCGCCGCUGCGGCUUCCGGCCAGAGUGGGUCUGUUUCCCGUUUUGCCCCUGGUAUCGCGGUUUAUUUUCUGUUUUCCUUCAUUGUAGCUGUUCACGUGGGACUGUAGGCGGAGUGUCUUUUUUGGUCCGUUGGGUGGUGAUGUACAUGUGAUUGGAUGUGUUUCUUUUUAUUCGAUGUGGCUGAACGUUGAUUGAAUGUGUACCGGAAAAAAAAAUGUGUGAGUGAUAUAUUUAUGCAAAAUGUUUUGUGCGGGAUUUAAAAUUUUUAGAUUUAUGUUAAGAUUAAUAAUAUAUUGAAGAAUUGCCGAA